GCCAAACACCACCUACACACGCGAUCCGCUUUCGCAGCAAAAGCCGAUCCGACUCCCAAUCGAUUUUCACGCACGCGCAGUGUGACCUAGAUGGUUCAGCAGACAUUGUCUCGACGGGUCUGGGUGUAGACUUUGCUCGAUUCUCAACACCCAUAUUGGGGUGCUGUGAUUUCAUAUUACCUUCAUUCAUAUGUCGUGACUAACUAAAGGACUUAUUUCGACAUUUAAGAUUCUUUGAACAAUGGCUGAGGCAGGUACUCAAACAGAUCUGGCAUCUGAAGAAGAUAGUGUGGAAAAUGGUCAGGCAUCAUCCACAGCUUCUGAGUCAGAGUCUGGUACUGGGGAAAGCCAAAGUCAAGAUUCCGAUAACCCGGCCUUUCCUCUUGCCGCGGGACAAGACACACCAUUCAACUACCUUCAAGACCUCAAGAGACGGAAGAUGAAGAUGAAGAAACAAAUGACCCCAGCAAUGAAAACCAGCAAACUACUUGGGCUGAUUCGGUUGCAGUCCAAGCACACUGGGCAAUCCCCCUCACCUAAUCCCACCAUCUCUGAAUCAUCAAAUACAGAGCCACCUUUCUUUGGUGAUGAACAUUCAGGUAUGAAUGUGUUUGGAGAAGGGGAAACCCCUUCUGAGCAGGGACACUUGAAUACUGGGAAGCUGGAAUUUGCAGCUAUGCCAGGAUACAAUCCGGAAGAAACUCCUGUUGCACCCAACAGUGAAACUCCAUAUCAGUGUCGACUGUGUCCAGUAGCUUUUGCAACACCUUUGUCCCUGAGAGGUCACAUGUCCAGCCACAGACUUCCAAAAAAGUUUGUAUGUCCUAUCUGUGCUAAGUCCUUUGCUCAUUCUAGCACACUCAACUACCACGUUCGCAAGCACAAAGGAGACCUGAGAUACAAGUGUGACCAAUGUGACAAAAGAUUCCUCAAACCCUUCAGGCUGAAAGCUCACAUCUUGUCCAUGCAUUCUUCAGAGAAGCCUUUUGCAUGUAGGUACUGUGAAAAGUCAUUCAGCUCCAAUAUGAAUUUGAACAGACACACUAGGGUGCACACAGGGGAAAAGCCAUUUCUCUGUCUCCUCUGUGGCAAAAGAUUCAGAGAUAACUCGUCUUUUUCAAUGCACCGAAAAUACCACACUGAAAACAAACUUUUUGAAUGUGAUCUAUGUGGUAAAACAUUUGUCAAAAUGGGUCUGCUUCGAACACACAAAAAAUGUGUACAUGUAGUUGACAAAAUACAUGAAUGUUUUUUGUGCAACAAAGCAUUCAAAGCUAGGGAUUACCUCCGAAAACAUCUGAUGGUCCAUCAGACAAACAAGCGGUUUAAAUGUGACUUUUGUGAGUCAUCCUUCUCAAGAGCUGGAGCGCUGAAGAAACACAGAUAUCUGCACACUGGGGAAGAACCUUUCAAGUGUGAUGUAUGCUUGAAGGGAUUCCGGGAUAUCUACACCCUCACCAAACACAAACGCCUACAUGAGAGGAAAGUUGAAAGUAAUCCUCCACUGUCAGUGGAUGAAGUAAAUGAGAAGAAGGCACAGUUGUAUGAAUGUGAUCAAUGUAACCGGAAAUAUUCACUUUCAGGUUCAUUAAAAAUCCACAAACAGAAAUAUUGUAAAGGGGAAAUUGAAGUGAAAACUGAAGAGUUGAAUCUGUUUUGUACUGGAUGUGGAAUGCUCUUUCACCACAAGCAGUCACUUGCAAAACAUAUGAGGAAGACAUGUGAAGCUAUAGUUAGGAAGAAGGACAAGGUGUUUCUCUGCAGUACUUGUGGCCUGGUAUUCUUCUCCAAGGUGAUGCUGAAUGAUCACCUGAGAACCACAACAUGCUCUGGUAACACAAGCCCGGAAAACUACAAGUGUGGGGUGUGUGGUGCUGAAUUUUCUCACAGGGCAACACUAUCCAAACACAAGAAAUUGCAUGGAGAUAUGUUGCCGGAUGUUGCUGAUGGUGAUCCUACUGAGGGUGACAAUGUUGAUGAAGAUUCUUCAAAGAUGUCUUUUCCAGUUGAUGAGAAUGGCAAGAGGCUGUAUGAGUGCAAAUAUUGUAAAGAGACCUUUAGAAGCAAAAGUGCACUCUAUGAUACACACAUGAGAAAGUGUCAUGAUCGUCCAGCCUUGGAAAAGAAGAAUGAAUGCGAGUUUUGUAGUCGGAAGUUCCACAGUAAGUCUGAUCUUAGGGCUCAUAUACGUAUUCAUACAGGGGAAAAGCCAUUCACUUGUGGAAUUUGUGGAAAGUCCUUCACUCAGAGAGGACAUGUAUCCAUGCACAUCAAGAUACACACUGGACAGAGGGACUUUCCAUGCACAAUAUGCGGGAAGGCUUUUCAGUUUGCGACAACCCUCCGUAACCAUGUCAAGUUGCACACUGGUGAAAGGCCUCAUGUCUGCCAUCUCUGCGGAAAAGGCUUUAUCAAAAGUAACAACUUGAAGAAUCAUAUCAAAAUGCAUGAGAAAAAGGAGAAAGAGAUGGAGGAAAAUGCAAAUAAGCAUCCUGAAGAAUUUAUUCCUGCAGAUCCAAACGAUUGCACCAUUUCGUUUUCUCCACUGAAGAAAACUCCAUCAGGGAAACUAUUAGCUCAGGCAAGAGGAAACCCAUCUUCUUCUAGGACCCGUACAUCAAAUCGAACAUCAAAGGGUUCUGGCAUGAAAAAGCUUAUUGAGGAAGAGAUGACCCCUGUUGAAGAGAUGGGGGAAGAGUUGCCUUUGAUCAAAAAGGAACCUGUUGAAAGUGAUGAUCAAAUGACAGAUGAGUUUGGAGAGACCAGAGAGAAUGACCAGGAACAGGACAACGAAGGAUCAAAUUCUGAAGAGCUUGUUGCUGUGGAUCUGAAAUGUCCCUUUUGUGGCAGAAUAUGUUCAACACCAUAUGCUCUAGCAACUCACAUUAAAUGUCACACUGGGGCAAGGCCAUUCAUGUGUCAAGAUUGUGGCAAGUCUUUUCUGCAGGCAUCUCAUCUUAGAAGUCAUAUGCAGAUCCAUGGCAAGAGAGAGCAAAACUUCCGGUGCAUUGUCUGCCUGGAAGAAUUUGCCACAUCCAAACUUUUACACUCUCACAUGAAGUUGCAUAAAGGUGAGAGACCCUAUGGCUGUUAUUUCUGUGACAAAGCUUAUGGCACAUCUCAGCACUUAAGAAGACAUGUCAGAAGUUCUCACCCAAAAGAAAUGGAUAUUGACAUGAAUGUCUUAUUGAUGCCUACCUCUACAUUAAAUGAUGGUCGUGCAGUGGAAGCAGAAAGAGAUAACACUGGGAGGCGCGUUUACAGGUGUUACUUCUGUGAAAAGUUCUAUUUUCUUGAUAGACAUUUGAGAAGACAUGUUCAAACGAGUCAUCCUGAAAGAGAUCCCAAAAAUUUAUAUUUUCUCAGACCACCCACAUCAGAUGCAGGCGAAUCGGAGUCUGAUAGUGUCAGCAUUAAAACUGAAAGUAUGUGGGACCCCGACACCUCCAAUGAUUAUAGUGCAUCUGAAAUGACACCUAGCAAGGACACAGAAGACAAAGAUGGACAGAUGACAGCUGGCCACACAUCCAGUACUGAAGAUCCUGAUACUGAAACACCAGAGAACUUGCAAGAGAGGAUCUAUGUUCCCCCCCAGAUACAGCAGACCAUGACCAGCCCUGUUGACUCAGAUGGUUCGGAGAAAGAUGUGUCGCGUGCUAGUUCCCCUGAUAAGAAUAUGCUCACUGAAAAUAAUGGGAAAGAUGAAGAUUUUAUUGUAGAAGUAAAGCAGGAACCAGUUGAUGACGAUUAUGAGAACUGAAUCUUCUUAACGUGAUGAUGUUGCAAAAGAAGGUGUAUGACUGAAAAGAUAUCCAACAAACAAUGGAUGAUGUUGACCCUGAGGAAGUUCAGUUUGAAGUAGUAAUUAUCUCCCCUUGACCAUAUGAUUUCAAGUGUCAGGUUGCAAUCAUAAUGAAAUGAAAAAUAUUCUGUCAUCAAAAUUUUGUUGUUUAAUAUUCACAUGCUUCAUUUUGAAAGUCUGUUUUGAGGGACGUAUACUUUGUACAUGAUUAUAGACAUGAUUAUUUUAAAGGUUUUUGGUUACCUUAUUGCUUAUCUACUUCUUUUCAAAACUGUUUCAUUGUAAGUUUCAAAAUCAUAUUUUUUUAACUAAAAAAAUUCCACAAGUUAAAGUUGGACUAGUAAUGUAAACUGUUGUCUUGGUUUAGUCUGGUACAUGUUGAUAUGCCCUCAAGAAUUCAGUAUUCAGUCAGCCAACAUUGGUCACAGUAGAAUAAUUCAUGUUGUAGGUUGUAAAAGAUUGUACUAAAUCAGUUGGAUUAGAGCCUAGAAUUCUGUGUAGUGUAAUCAUGGUAGAUGAUUGUGAAUCUUUGAUUGGAAACAUUUAUCUCCAAUAAUCUUGGUAAUCAUGUUCACAAAGUGGUAUAUUUAUGUUUUGUAAAUAAUUGACAUUUUACUGUAAUGCUGAGCUCUGAUGUCAGAUCAUGUCAUAAUAUCUGCAUAAUAUAUAACCUUCACCACUGGUUAUGUUUACCAAUAAACAAUUGCCAUGGUCAGUUAAUGUUUACUUUCUUGGGAUUGAUAAAUGACCUGUAUAGUCUGCACAGUAGCAAGGUACCACAUUAGUUGAAUUGUAUAUAAUCAUUACACUGUACUAGUAUGCACUGUAUUAUCUCCUGUUGUAAAGUAAUGUAAACUGUAUUUGUACUUGCCUGUUUUGGCAUGCUAGGUUAGUAGAUACAUAAUACUGACCACAUGUAAGAUGCUGCUUGCCGAUUUGCAGUAAUGAUUUCAUUAACUUCAUUUUGUCAUUGUUUUCAACAAGUAUUUGAUGGGCUGUAUGAUGUGUUGCUUUUUUGCAGAAUUAUUGUCAUGAACCAGCAAGUCUGGUAGAAAUGUCCACUAUGAUGGUACACAAGCUGGUACACACAUACUAUUGUCAUGAACCAGCAAGUCUGGUAGAAAUGUCCCUAUGAUGGUACACAAGCUGGUACACACAUACUAUUGUCAUGAACCAGCAAGUCUGGUAGAAAUGUCCACUAUGAUGGUACACAAGCUGGUACACACAUACCAUUGUCAUGAACCAGCAAGUCUGGUAGAAAUGUCCACUAUGAUGGUACACAAGCUGGUACACACAUACUAUUGUCAUGAACCAGCAAGUCUGCUAGAAAUGUCCACUAUGAUGGUACACAAGCUGGUACACACAUACUAUUGUCAUGAACCAGCAAGUCUGGUAUGUAAGGACUACAGUAAUGGCUGGAGAUAGUCUCACCUCAGUGUGGGCAGCCAAGCCAUGUUUGGGAGGCAGUACACUGUGUUGAGGAUUUAGCCAAGUAUUUAGUCCCUGUGGCAGGAUAGUGAUUCAACUUAACAUGACAUUUUGUUUUCCUCAAACAAAACAAUGAAAGUAAUUAUUCCUCAAUUGUAUGGAAGUGCAUGUUGUGCCACCAGCCUCUGGUUUGCCUGGCCCAAGUUGAUCAUUAACAGUUUUGAUAUUGCUUGAAGAUUGUUGAUAGCCAUUCACUCACUUAAGCGAUACAUUAUUGUUCAUAUUAUUACAAUGUGCAUUGAAACUCAUUUAUUGCCGUUCAUGCCAAUUAAUACACUUGCGGCAAGUGAUGUGUGAAGUUCUUGGAAAUGACUGUGUUCCUGGGGGAGGUAUCCUGUAAACAGCUGGGAAAACCCAACAGCAUGUGCCAUGUGUACUGCCAUGUUUGAUAGGCUUGUGUGUUUCUGACAUAUCUGGUUCUCCAUGUUGAUGUGUAAUCUGUUCGUGAUAUUUUGUUUAAAUGAUUUGUGCACUUUUGUCCAGCUACCAUGUCCUGUGUGUCCACUGAUCUAGCAUAUGUUGAACAGUUUGUCAAUACUCUUUGAUGAUGUAUGACCAUGCCUAAAAUUCUUGUGUGCAAUAUGAAAUAUGUUCUAUUGGAACUUGAAAUAGGUGUCAAAGUUGAGCAAAUUUGUUAACUGUCUUCUGUUAUCUGUUUGUUAGAUCUGCGUAUAUAUCAUGUAUAAAAUGUCAGCAUACAUCAACUCGAAACUGUUACUAUUUAUCUUAUAUGUUCGUAACUUAAUGUGUUUUUUGUGGUCUGCAUUUUCUGUUGUGAAAAAGAUCUAUAUUUUGCCAGGUAGUAUAUUAGUGAGACAUUGGUUCAAAAUGAAUUAAAGAACUGUUUUAUUUUGUUAUUUUGUAUAAUGCUAGGAUAUGACUGUCAUGUUUUUUUCAAGAAGAGUCAUUUACCAUACUUAGUAAGGGAUGUAUAUUUCCAAAAAAACAUUACAAAGUGACAUUAUUGCAAAAUUGGAAAAUAAUUUUGUCGGAUGUUAAAAUCUCUUAGAAUGUUGUAGCAAUUAUUUCAUGUUGUUGGAUACAGAUUUCCUAUCUUAUAGUAAGCUAGAACACAACUGACAGUGUGCCAUUAGUCUGAAGCCUGAGUCCAGUAAGAUUUCUUUCAGUCUGGUAAACUCAUUAUAGUCCAUGUAUUAACACUAUUUUGCCACAGACUGCACAGUGGAAAUGUUGCAGGUCCUGCAACACCUGGAGGGGUAUGUUGUUAUUUCUUUAAAAGUGCUUCAUUCUUUUCUUUGAAUGAACUGAUCUAGCUAGCACUGCAAGAUUGCAAUGGUGCAGUGCAUCAGUGAUGUAGUAGAUAGGCAAUGAUAACAGGCACUAAGGAACAAUUAUAUUAUUGGUAGUACAAAAUGAAAACCUACUCAAUAGUUCCAACUUGCUUUGACUCCAAGGCUUUAGAAACUGAACAAACUUGACCCCAGUAAUAUAUUUGUUGGUUAUCCUGUUAUGUGAGUAUAACAUCAUUAUAUCCUUUAUCUAACAUGACUAAGGAUGCCUGCUGGUUGGAUUUUAUUGGGACGAUGGAGCAGCCUAAUGGCUAAGGUGUGGGCUCGUCAUGCGGAAGGCUCAGAAUCGAUACAAUGUGCAAAGCCCAUUUUGGUACCCCCCACCAUCAUGAUGUUAGAAAAUGAUAAAAUAAAUCACUCACUGUAUUUAUGGUAUACAACAUUUUCAAAAAUCUUUUAAGGUGGUUGUGCAUCUUAAAAGUUCUUUGUCAGUGUUCAGUCUUCAUGUGGAAAUGUAUGUGGAAACAACACACUAUCUACACUUACAAUACACAUUAAGUCAUCAUCUAUCAAUGUUUAUAUUCAAUUUUACUUUUGUCAACUGUCUACAUGUGGUUUUAUUUGUUUUAGAAUUCUUUAUGUAAAUAUUUGUUACAAGUAUAUACUAGUAAUUCAUCAUUGUUCAUUGAUGAAUAUGUGAUGCAUCAUAACAUUACAGCAUGUAAUUUUAUUGAAAGAGCCAAGGCAGUCCUGAUUUGACAGUAACGACAUUUUUCAUUCUUUAAAUGAUAUGAAUUUAUUGAAAGUUGUGAUACAGUCAAACUCUGUUGAGUUGAAGUUGAAGGGACCUAUGUAAAUACUUCGAGUCAACCGAGGUUCCACACAACCGAAUAUGAUAACUAAAGAAGGAGUACGCGGGACCCAAGCCUUUACUUAGAGACAACCUAAGUUUGACACAACAGUGUUUGACUGUAUAUGGCAAAAAGAGUUGGUCAGAGAGUCCAGUCAGCAGGCAUCUGUAACAGCUUGGGCUUGUGAGUGUUCCACUGAACAUGGUUUACACAAUAUGCUUCCCAAUAUUUUCUGGUUUAGUUCAUCAGUUGUAGAUUACUUGGAAUUUCUUAUGUGUAUCUAAGAUGUACAUCCCAUAAUUUGUAUGUGUUUUUGCAUUAUGUUGACAAUUUUGCAUGCUUCAUAUUACUAAUGGUCUAUGUGUUUGCUGCUUUCAGCAAUGUAGAAUUUCUCAUGGUAAACUUGCAUUACAAUGUUACAUAUCGGCUUGCUAGUGACCUAAUAGCUCAGAUUAUGAUGACUUGUGUCAGUUUACUUUUGUAAAGUGUGUUUGAUUGUGCAGUGUCACUUGUUACCUUCCCUAUUAUGUUCUAUUCAGUUGCCUCUGAUCUCUACCAAUGUUACAUAGUGUAUUUAACAAAGACUGAAACUAAUGACUAAUACACCUGUAUCAGUUUAAUGUUACUGAGCAAUAAGAGCAAACACAUUGAAUUGCUAAUUAUCCUGAUGUUACUCUUUAGUCUACCAUGGCUUGACAGUUUACAUUGUAUGAUUUUGCGUAAUUCAGAACUCUGUAUCAAGUCGACACAUCUGAACAAGAUCCCAAAGCAUAAACCCACAGUAAUAAUUCAUGUGUAUCAAAUUGCCCAUGUCUGUGUUCAUACAUUCAAGAAUAAAAUCCUAUCUUUUUUGAA
Messenger RNA from Haliotis rufescens (red abalone), 8246 nucleotides. Its product is annotated as zinc finger protein 845-like. The transcript is spliced from 5 exons. Gene Ontology annotation, molecular function: DNA-binding transcription factor activity, RNA polymerase II-specific; RNA polymerase II cis-regulatory region sequence-specific DNA binding. The record is from RefSeq and is a predicted model, not a curated record. Gene Ontology annotation, biological process: regulation of DNA-templated transcription. Lineage: Eukaryota; Metazoa; Mollusca; Gastropoda; Lepetellida; Haliotidae. The coding region runs from base 242 to 3760 and encodes 1172 amino acids.